AUGUCAAAGGGUGAUAAGGUUGUGGUUUUGGACUUUUGGGCUAGUCCAUUUUGUGCUAGAGUGAAAAUUGCUUUGGAAGAGAAGGGGGUGAGCCAUGUUGACAGUGAAGAGGAUUUGUUUGGGGGAAAGAGCGAGCUUCUCCUGAAGUCAAAUCCCAUUCAUCAAAAAGUUCCUGUGCUUUUGCACAAUGACAAACCUAUUGCUGAGUCUGCUAUCAUUGUUAGCUACAUUGAUGAAGCUUGGCCUUUCAACUCUCUGCUUCCAACUCUCGCUUAUGAUCGUGCCCAAGCCAGAUUCUGGGUUGAUUACAUCGACAAAAAGGUAUUUGAAACCGGGAGGAGCAUCUGGGCAAGCAAUGGAGAAGAGAGAGAAGUGGCCACCAGGGACUUCUUUGAAAUUUUAACGCAUCUUGAGGAAGCUCUGGGGGAGAAGAACUAUUUUGGUGGUGAUGCCUUUGGAUAUCUGGACAUCAUAGCGAUUCCUCAUUCAGCUUGGUUUUUGACCUAUGAGAGGCUCGGGGGAUUCAAAAUUGAAGACCAUUCACCAAAGAUCUCAGCUUGGAUUAAGAGGUGUUUGCAAAGGGAGUCUGUUGCCAAAGUCCUGCCAGACCCAGAGAAGGUCUACCAGUUUGCCCUUCACUUCAGGAAGAUCUCUACUUUUGAUCCAUCUGAACCUUCACCAGGAUCUGAGAAGAUCAAUGGCCGAAAGAUUGAGUUGGAGAUCAUUCCUGAAGUUGAUCUCUACAAGUGUGAACCCUGGGACUUACCAGGGAAAUCAUUGUUACCGGGGAAGGACCUGGAGUGGUAUUUCUUCAGCCCUCGUGAUAGAAAAUACCCGAAUGGAUCAAGAACAAACCGUGCAACAAAAUCUGGGUAUUGGAAGGCGACAGGGAAGGAUAGGAAAGUAAAUUCAAAGGCUCGGGCUGUGGGGAUGAAGAAAACCCUAGUUUACUAUCGAGGAAGAGCACCCCAUGGCUCUCGUACAAAUUGGGUUAUGCAUGAAUACCGUCUUGAUGAGACACAAUGCGAAACUGCUUCCGGCUUGCAGGAUGCAUAUGCUCUUUGCCGUGUGUUGAAGAAGAGUGCAGUGAUUCCCCCAAAAGUUGAGGGGCAGUAUGUUCAUGUUCCCAUUGUCAAUCAGAUUACCAGCGAUCAAUCAUCAAGCAUUGAACUAUACCCUGAAGGAAGGGGUGAAGACUUAGAUAGCUCAAAUUAUCUUACGCCAAUGGAUACUUAUUCACCCCACAACGUGAGAAAUGAAACUUCACUGAUUAUCAAUGGUGGGAUGAAGGAUCAUGAGAAAUGGUCACACUUCUCAUCACAAGACCCAUUAUUCAGUCUUCCCACUUCUUCAUUUCCCCAUUUCGGAGCCAUUCCAUACCCUCCAUCCAAGGUGGAUAUAGCACUAGAGUGUGCAAGAAUGCAGCAUAGGUUUGUUAUGCCCCCUUUGGAGGUGGAGGACUUCCCACAAGUUGGAAUGUCAGAGCUGAAAAUGGCACAAGCCUCUAGUUCCAUGCAAGGAAGCAGAACUGAAACGGAUAUUUUGCAGGAAAUUCUUUCAGUUGCUCAUGCUUCUAAGGAGUUAAUAAAUCAAUCCAGUUACUCACAGGAAUGGGUUGGCAAUGAUUAUUAUGCUCCUCGUGAAGACGAUUUUACCUUCAUGGUCGGCACCAAUUACAACCAUUCAAAUGAAAUGAACUCAGUGAGGUAUGUUGACAAAGCAUGGGAAGACGCAAACACAAGGACAAUAGAGAUCGGAGAUAUGGAUGAAGAAUUUAAGGCAGAGAGGAUGGUAGAGAAUUUAAGGUGGGUUGGAAUGUCAAAAGAAGAUUUAGAAAAGUUUCAGCAGCUAGCUAUGUAUUCCGCUUCAGUCGUUGAUUGUGCCACGGUUGCUUGCUUCUUUGAUGCCCAUGAGAAAAAACCCGAUCCAAGUGAGAAGGCGUAUCCCGACGUACUCUUCAUGUCGUCUAUUGAUCCUGCCCAAUCACCGUCGGUGUAG
Messenger RNA from Sphenostylis stenocarpa, 1998 nucleotides. Lineage: Eukaryota; Viridiplantae; Streptophyta; Magnoliopsida; Fabales; Fabaceae. The record is from the annotation of a GenBank genome assembly.